Molecule: messenger RNA, 620 nt
Organism: Symbiodinium sp. CCMP2456
Lineage: Eukaryota; Dinophyceae; Suessiales; Symbiodiniaceae
Source: the annotation of a GenBank genome assembly
GUGGUCCUGCAGUCUGCGCAUGGUCCUUUAUCCUGGUUCCCUGUGGGAUUUACACCAUCUUUGCCGAGCGCCUGUGGCAAGAAUGGUUUCCUGUGGUGCCCAUUGCAGCCGCGCUCAUGUUUUUCGUCACGACGAUGCUGCUUUGCCUUACCUGCUGCUCUGAUCCUGGCAUCAUCCCGCGCCGGAAGUUCAUUCUCCAAGCUGGGAUGGAGAAGGAGCUCACCGAGAUGCUAGGUUAUGAAGUGCUUGGUAAGGGCCAACCUACUGGUCAGCUUGACGUCGAUGGCAGCGCCAUGGUUCCCGAUGAGCUGAGACGGAAGGGUUACAAGUGGUGCCGCACGUGCCAAAUCGUGCGUCCGCCGCGCUCCUCCCACUGUCCUGAUUGUGAUCACUGCGUGAUGCGCUACGAUCACCACUGUCCUUUCGUGAACAAUUGCAUUGGCCAGCGCAACUACAUCUUCUUCGCCUCCCGGCGACCGUUGCGCCCCGAAACCCUGCAGCCCCACACAGAAUACACAGGAAACCCUAGGAAAGGUCUUCGUGCUGUUGAGGGGUCAUGUCCACAGUUACCAGUUAAGAGCGCUCUUCCAGCCUUUGUUCAUUCGGACUUAGACAUCUGA